CAGAGAAGCAUCUGAUCAGGAUAGACUCCCACCUCUGUGAAUGUAACGCAUGCGCAGUGCGUCGCUGUGAGUCGAACGCAUCGUCGGCUGUGCAGAGUGAAGAAGAGCAGGGAUCGCGCUCCAGCCCGGUAAUGACAGAUGUGAAGGAUGACUUCUUGCUCAGAGAUCUGUGGGUCGGAUUACGCUGAGAAGAGCCAUGGUGCACUCAGCAGCGGUUACCAGGGUUACGGGGUGCGUUCCUACCUGCAUCAGUUUUACGAGGAGUGCACUGCUUCCAUCUGGGAGCGCGAUGAAGAUUUUCAGACACAGAGAUCGCCUAGUCGCUGGAGCUCUGUGCUCUGGAAGGUCUGUCUCGCGCUGGGAUGUCUGAUUCUGGUAGCAGGGUUAUCUGUGCUGCUGGUGGGCUAUGCCACGCCACCUCGGCUCGAGGCAUUUGGAGAAGACGAGCUGCUCUUCGUGGACGGACGCGCAGUGCGUUUUAACCGGGCACUGGACGCCUGUAAGCUGGCUGGAGCCGUGCUCUUCUGUGUGGGCGGCAGUGGGAUGGCAGUGGGGCUGCUGCUGGCUGCCUGCUCUCAGGGCAGCUCGAAGGAAGAGCUCCAUUUACAGCAGCGCUUCAAAGAGCGGCUCGCUGAAAUCCAGGCCUCCGUUCAGCCCGUCACCCGCGCACCCACCCCGGGAGAGGGCAAGGUGCCCGUCACGCUCUCCAAGGUACAGAGCGUCCAACCCGGCGCAGAAACCUGACCUCAGCCCUCGCCACAGUUAAAUGUCAGCAAAUCGAGAUUCCAAUGGUUUCGUGCAAAACAAAACAACAGUUCCAGGAACAGUAGAGAUAGAUAAUACUGCACUUUCUCUGGCGCAUAUCAUUCGUCUAUAUUGACCAAGAGUACAGAGAGUAUUUAUGGAGAUUAACAUAAGCGUACCCUACAGAUCAUCAUGCCACAACACUGGUGCUCCUGAAUAGACAAACAGCACAAAUAUACUUGCGUGCUAUGCUGAUAACAACGGCUAGGAAUCAGAACACCUUUAGGCAGCUGUUCCAAAGAGCAACAUAUUCUUCAGCGGCGUCAAGGCAUGUGCAUAUUAAUACCGAAUAAGUAAGAAUAGUUUCUCCAUUACACUCAAAUCUUGCAAUGAACGCGAAUAAUCCUCGCAGUCUUCGCUACUUCACAGCCUCUUGCUUUAAUCACAAUUUCUAUUGUGAUAUAUGAGAUGGAGCUAGUCAGAGUCACUCAUAAACAAGCAGAAAGAAGGCUGUGCGUCUUACUGGCUAAUUUAUCAUUGCUGCCUUACUAACAUUGUCAACGGAAACUACAAUGAUUUGUUAUUGCUCAUUCAAAAACCUUCACAUUGGUUCAUUGCCGUCAUCUAAGGUGCAAUUUUUCUCCAAAUCUCUCCAAGCGAACGCUUCAUGCUCUAUUGCUACAGUCAAUCAAUAGUUAGUUGACAGAACGCAAUGCGUUCCAGAGAGCUGAAGCCACAAUUUCACAUCAUGCGGCAGCAUCUUAAUACCACGCAUCCGUUCUACUCAAAUACAUCAUUGCUUUUGAUAUCAAGGGGCAAAAAUAGAUUAACGUCAAGAUGCGCCUGUGGGAUUAUGUAAUAUCCUCUCAUUGUGUAGCACAUCAUUCUUGCUUCAGCUUCUGUUUUCUCAAGAGGACAUUAAGCGCCGUCACUGUCUGUAGGUAAUUACACUCAUUGGAGCGGAGCCCAUUAGGACUUUCCAUGUGCUUCUGCUAAUGUUCUAGAGAUAAUGCCACUUUUUCUUUCUGUCUGGUUUUCCUUUUUGUGUUGUUGUUUGGCUUCAUGGCUUCAAAGUUUCAUUUCAAGUGUUUGUGACACUCAUUCCUAAAAACACAAUUAUUUUGUGCAGGUAUUUCAUUUCAUUUCUUUCUUUCUUUUUUUCUUUCGUUUUUUUUUUAUUUUUUAUAUAUUAUUCACUUUGAUUAAACAUUGUAAACUACUUUCAAGUAGGUUGAUAAGAAUGAAAACCAUAGCCGCUUCUGUGAGUGUAAUCUUUUGUGUUAUUUAUUGAUUAUGAAUUAUCGUUGAACAUAUUGCAUAUACAUUCAGAAAUUUGAAAAUGACAAGGCUUGCUAAUGAACUCAAACCAAUCACAGGAUAUUUAAAAAUCUAAUCUCUGAGACAGGCCUAAAUGAAGUUGAAAUAUAACAUUUAUAAUUUAAGCUGCUUCAAGAAUUGAUACUUGUUUAAAAUGACAUACUGUAUGUGACAUUGUGACUUUGCAGAAACUAUCAAAGCUUCUGGUUUGGUUUGUGCCAUCUUCUUUUGGGAAGGAGAAGGUAUUGGAGCUGUUCUUACUCUUGGAACCUGUCUAUUUUUCAGCAAACAGAAUAAAAAUAACUGUUUGUUACCGUCAA
Messenger RNA from Ctenopharyngodon idella (grass carp), 2381 nucleotides. RefSeq names its product neurensin 1 (gene nrsn1). The transcript is spliced from 3 exons. Gene Ontology annotation, cellular component: neuronal cell body; neuron projection; transport vesicle. Gene Ontology annotation, biological process: nervous system development. Bases 148 to 744 code for a protein of 198 amino acids. The record is from RefSeq and is a predicted model, not a curated record. Lineage: Eukaryota; Metazoa; Chordata; Actinopteri; Cypriniformes; Xenocyprididae.